Molecule: messenger RNA, 2974 nt
Organism: Dermacentor silvarum
Lineage: Eukaryota; Metazoa; Arthropoda; Arachnida; Ixodida; Ixodidae
Product: proline-rich proteoglycan 2-like
Exons: 4
Coding region: 158-715 (185 amino acids)
Source: RefSeq, a predicted model, not a curated record
UGUGACGUCACCGAAGGGGCGGCCACCAUCAUCAUGGCUGGUUGCGUUAUGCAGUCAACGGCAGUGAUCUUCAGCCUCUGGCGUUAGUGUCGAAGGUGUUGUUUUACCAAGCUUGUCAAAUUCGGGCUCAAACCUGGAGCCGACACACCCCGAAAAAAUGUCCGCACCCCAAGUCCCUUACCCCCACCAGGCACCUUACCCUCCCCCUCAGCCAUCAUUUCCCCAGAUGCCCUACGAUCCCCCGCCACCGUACAAUCCGCAAGCUGGCAAUGACGGAUACCCGCAGCCGGGAUGGAUAUCAGCGCCGCCGGCACCGCAGCAGCCUCAACCACCUCAACCACAGCAGCCGCAGGCCACAGUCUUCAACCCAUCCGCUCAGGGUUACGUCAAGCAGGGGUCAACCUAUGUGCCCACGGGUCAGCCUGGCAUGGUGCCGCCCACGGGGUACUACCCGUCCGGUGGUCAGCCAGGGCUCCCUGGUGGCGGCUACUACAAUAGUACCACACAGCAACCCAUGCCUGGAGGCUACUACCCCGGACAACCUGCUCCGCCUCCAGGCGGCACUCAGGGAUACUAUGGAGCAACGGGUUACCCUGGGGCCAACACAGUUGUCGUCCGCGAGCAGACCCAGGAGACGAGUCGCAUGGACGACCUGGCAAAGUGCUGCCUGGGCACGUGCUGCCUGACGUGGUUCUGCUGUUGGCUGACGGACUAGUCGGCAACCGAGCCCCCUCGACCGACUCUUGGUCAACCAAGUCCGCUGCGGCAAACGUGCCAUCCAUGCAUGCCAUCACCACCACCACCAUUUUUUAAAUGGCCGCUGUCUCCAAUUGCGCCCUCAUCCACCGCCCAGUUUUUUUCUUUAAUUUUUUUUUCUUGUUUGUGUUGACUGCUAUAAAUUCUUCCUCUCCGUCGCAGCAGGCAUUAGCCAUAAGUUCCUGCUGCGCUUACCGAAGAGCUACUUGGUUGUAUUAUAUUAUCCAUGAGCGGUUUUUAAAGGUAUAUACUCUAGGUAGGCGCUAAUAACUUGUAUAAGUACACAACAGAGUUUUUUGUAUAUUUUGUUAUGAUAUCUCUACACUUUUAGACUUUUCCCCGGAAAGUUGGAAUUUACUUCGGAGAUCUUGGGUCCCACGCAUUGCGGGGUGGCGAAGAAGUGUUCGUUUUAACUCUUUGAUAGUCAUUGAAUCCAGUAUUAAUACUUCUUUAACAAAAGAAAAAAAAAAGGCAGUCCUAUGUAGACAAGUGUUCAGUAUCGUCAGCAUGCUGGCACGAAUGAAUUUGUAUGCCAGAUUGAUUUUGCCGACCGACAUUUAAAUUAACGCGCAACCUGCAAAGGAGUGCUGCUGGCCAUUUAGUUUUGUAGAAACAAGUGUUCAGUAGUCUGGAAAAAUGGUGAUAGGUGUUCAUUUCUGUUCUUAUAUUGUGAUUUGUGUAUGGAAGUAUUCUCAUUUGCAAAGAAUAUAUAUAAUUAAAAAAAUCUCGUUCAUUGCGAGUUGGUCCCGACUUGUCAUUUUGGCAAUGGCAUUUGGUCACCCCUUAUAACACGUGGGACUCAACGGUGGCUAACUCAGUUUUUUGUUGAUGUUUGUAAGAUUCUACAGUCUAUGUGAUACAAACCUCUAUACAGAAAAAGAAAAAUCCCAUUCCACCACGCAUGCAUUGCAGAUGUCCACUAAUAGACCACCCCCCAUGUAGACCAUUCCCAUUUCUUGCCUGCGACACAUUGCUAGCAAGUGUGUUAAAAAGUGCUUGAGUAGGUAUAUUAUACACACGCUGUUGGUGUAGAAUGUGUUGAAGAUAGCAGUAUGCAUGUUUUAUCUGCCAUGGCUUUUGAAGCAUGGUGUAGACAGUUUGGAAUGGUGAACUGUUGAAUCUCCUCAGAGACAGUGAUGCAGGAAAGUUGCCAUGCAGCACUAAAUGCAGGGCCAAUGUUGGACCAACAUAAUCCUUUGAGGCCAGCAAUGCAUAGGGCCAUCAUUGUCCAUUAAAAUGCCAAUAUGACUCAUGUUGCACCAAUACUGGCCUAGCUCUGUGCUGCUUAGGUUUGUGUAGAAGGAAAGGAUUGUUGAGUUUGUGUUGGCACUGCAUUGGAAAGGUUUGAUGUUUAUUACUUCGUUGAGGGUCGUUUACGGAGUUGUUUCUGUGUUGUCUCUUGUCAGAAGCUAUUAAGCAUGGUUAACUCUGUCGUAAAAAAAAAAGGAAGGCAAUGUAUGAUCGUUGUUGCUGUUGUCUUCAAGGAUUGGAGUUUACAUGCAUUGUAUCAAUUUUGCUACCAAACGGUACCUUCUCUCUUGGCUCACAACUAUAGAUCUGUUAACUUAAUAAAAGCACGCAGCAUGUUUGCAAGACUCACAGAUGAUUGUGAAUGUUGCCUAAAUGCCUGGUCAAUUUAAUUGAAUCCAAAGAAAAAAAAAUGUAUAGGAAUGCUUUGAGGGGGGCGAGUACAGCCUCCCAUAUUUUUACCUAUAUCGUGCGAAACACUACAAUAUGGUCUUGCGUCGUCCUGAAGGGAACAUCGCAUUAGAUGACUCUUGCACAGGAUUGCUUAGUGCGCUUGAGAGUACUUCUGCCGGUGUCGCUGCUUAAAGACGCUAAAAUGACGCAUGAUCGACACUCGCGCUAUAUGGUUAAAAAUGCCGGAGGCUGUAGAUUGUGCAAGUAGUUCACAAUGAAAUCUAUGGCAAUAUGUGCACGAAAACACACAUUUACUUAUUUCGGAAAUACGUAGCAAUCGAGAAAAUGCCAGCGCGAGUCUGUUUCCGGGGAGCACUUGAAAUUAUGGAAAAGUUUGCGCACCAAGCAAAGCACGAACUCUUGCUUUUGCACCAAAACUGCACACAAUUAUAAAAGUUGACGAGUGGCAUUUAAGCAACACAGUUGUAGAUGUGAUGCUAUCCGAUAGCGCAAAGGGAUUCUGUGUCCAGCAUAUGCCACAGGGAACAAUAAACAUGUUUGUUGCAUGCUCAGACAA